AUGUCCUCUUUUAAGGACACAUCGAUAGAGAUAAUUUCUGAGGAUGGACCGGCAGACUUCAACGUUAUGAUGCAAGAGGGUGUUAAAGCCUUGACAAAGAUUUUGACGAAUCAUUUACAAGAUAACCCCGGAUUUCUCAAGCAGCAAUCAAUGAAGAUGAUGUUUAAGGACGAUGCUGGUGGUGGUUUGGACCCACGGAAAGUUUUUGAAGUAGAUGGGAAGGGUGACAACUGGCUCAGGGAGAUUGAUGAAGAAGCGUUCGAAGCGUCUGAGCUGGAUAACAAAAGUAACUACCACACGUAUCAGGCCGAAGUACCGACAAUGAACGGUGAAUUAACAAAACCUGCUCUCUCAGAAGAUGCGGCGGCAAAACAUGCAGAAGGAGAAGGAGAAAUAGUGUUUGACUACGGUGAGCAAGAUCUGAUGUCGCUUCCCGGCGAUUUUGGCGACAAUCUCAAGAAGAUGGUAGCAUCUAGUAUUGCACAGCAAGACUUGAGUGGAGCCCAGCGUGAUUUAGACAUCGAUUUUGAUGUGAACGUUGACGUAGACGUGAAUCUCGAGGAGACACAUGGCGACCGUGGGCACAAUGCAAUACCGCAUGGCUCACAACACCGUCCAAACCGUCAGAACUGCCGUCAUCAUGACCCGGGGGCCUUUGAGUAUCCGCGCAAUCCAAAAAGAACACCCGAUUUUGCAAGCCUAAUAACAAACGACGAGCCUUUGUGUAUGUUUUGCGAGUACUACUUUGUCUUCGGAGAGCCUCCCAAGAAUAUGAUACGUUGGUUUCAAAGAGACGGAGGCAACACGUCAUCUGCGCCGUGUAACUCCCAUACCCAGCACUAA
Messenger RNA from Lachancea nothofagi CBS 11611, 843 nucleotides. Lineage: Eukaryota; Fungi; Ascomycota; Saccharomycetes; Saccharomycetales; Saccharomycetaceae. The record is from the annotation of a GenBank genome assembly.